Molecule: messenger RNA, 1089 nt
Organism: Neogale vison (American mink)
Lineage: Eukaryota; Metazoa; Chordata; Mammalia; Carnivora; Mustelidae
Gene: ETV3L
Product: ETS variant transcription factor 3 like
Exons: 5
Coding region: 1-1089 (362 amino acids)
Biological process (GO): cell differentiation; regulation of transcription by RNA polymerase II
Cellular component (GO): nucleus
Molecular function (GO): DNA-binding transcription factor activity, RNA polymerase II-specific; sequence-specific DNA binding
Source: RefSeq, a predicted model, not a curated record
AUGCAGUGCAGCUGCACCGUCGAGGGCGCCCCUGCCGGCCCGGGCAGCCCCUGGAUCUCAGGCGUGGCCUUCCCGGACUGGGCCUGCAAGGCCGAGUCGUCCCCGGGCUCCCGGCAGAUCCAGCUGUGGCACUUCAUCCUGGAGCUGCUGCAGAAGGAGGAGUUCCGCCAUGUCAUCGCCUGGCAGCAGGGAGAGUAUGGGGAGUUCGUCAUCAAGGACCCCGACGAGGUGGCCCGCCUCUGGGGCCGCAGGAAGUGCAAGCCCCAGAUGAACUACGACAAGCUGAGCCGGGCCCUCCGAUACUACUACAAUAAGAGGAUCCUGCACAAGACCAAAGGCAAACGGUUCACGUACAAGUUCAACUUCAGCAGGCUGAUCGUGGUCAGCUACCCUCUGUGGGAGCUGUGGGCUCCGCCUGCCCCCCAAGUGCUGCUGGGGGCCCCCGCCCUCGUCCGGCCAGCCCUGCUGCCCACGGGCCUGCCCAGCGAGCUCCUGCAUAGCCUGCUGCUUGCCCAGCGGGCCACGGCUGAGCAGCUGGCUGGACACCAGAACCCCCACGGGCUGCCAGAGGCCACUGAGGACAAGAAGGGGAGCAGCAGCGGCGCCCCCCGCCUUGGCUCUCUCCCGGGCCCCUGCCAGCUCGGCCCUUGCUGCCUCCUGGGGAGCCUCCAAGACCAGCCACCCAGUCUGGCAUCCUUCGCCCCUCCCCCCCCACCCUCCCUCCCUGCCGACUGGACCCACCUCUCAGGGCCCUUCUUGCCUCCCGUCCCCCCGGAGCAGCCGUUCCCAGGGGCCUCCAAGCCAGACACCCUGCUCCCAGGGCCCAGGGGCCCCACAGGGACCCUCCCCUUUCUGGGACUCCCCCUGUUGGCUGGGCUGGGACAGGGGGGUGGUGAGAGGCUCCGGCUCUUGUCGCUGAGGCCCCAGAGCCUGGAGGUGAAGCCCUAUCCCAUAAUGGGUGCAAAGAGACGCCUGGAUCCCCGGGAGGGCUUCUCCUUAGACAUUCACAGACCCCAAACUGGGGACAAAAGCCUCGUAUCCCCCCGGCUGGAGAACUUCAAGGCAGUGUGGCCCUUGGACCCUCCUUAG